Messenger RNA from Scylla paramamosain (green mud crab), 3230 nucleotides. RefSeq lists its product as uncharacterized. The record is from RefSeq and is a predicted model, not a curated record. The coding region runs from base 649 to 2877 and encodes 742 amino acids. NCBI's taxonomy places the organism in Eukaryota, Metazoa, Arthropoda, Malacostraca, Decapoda, Portunidae. The transcript is spliced from 15 exons.
CAGUAUGUGUGUGCAGCGGGAGGCGGCCGGCUGUGCCUCACACCACGCUCUCAACGGCGCCUCACAGCAGCAAAGAAAAAUUGUGACCCUUGGUGAACUCUGACCGAGGAGUGAAGAGAGGCAGUGCGCGGCGGUGUGUGGGCGGCAGGCGCUGCUGGCGUGUCAUCACACCCCAUCUUAUUUUUUUUUUUUUUUUUUUCUUAGAAAGAAAGCUAAACUUACAGUCAAGACUUUGCCUUACAAAUUUUUAUUUAUUUUUUUAUUUAUUUUUUUUCUUCGUAGAGGAUUCAGGCAAAUCAGAGUGUGUGGAAUGGUGUGAGUGAAAUGUCACAGACCAGAAGCGUCACCCAAGUUGAGGACGAAAGUGCGAGGCCCUGGUAGUACGUGAGCACAGUAGCGGCGCAGCGGUGGUUACGUCUUGACUGAUAAUGAGAAGGCUACAGGAGGCCUGUGUGAGGCCGGGCGGCUCGAGGAGGCUUAGUGACAGGACGGCUUCUCAAGUGACGCAGGCGAGAAGCGUGUUGGUUGUCAUGUGUAGGAUCGUGGAACAUCAGAGACCUCAAGAAAUAUGAACCUUGUUCGCCUUGGGUAGUGUGACUAGUGACUUCUUCCGGCGCGAGUGUGUGUGUAUAGUGGCAGUGUGGCGACAUGGAUCACCACUUCCCCGUCAGGAGGCCGGGACGCGGCUACUCCAGAAUCAAAACAAACGGUUCGCUACCUCGAGACAAGCGCCUGCCCUCCUCACCACCUCCGACUGGCUUGCCCACCACACCCACCUCCUCGCCCACACCCACCCCGCCUGCCGCCUCAUCCCUCUCAGGCUCCAGCCUCAAGACACCAACCACCAACUCAGAGGAUGAGCUGAGUGCCAUCUUCAGCUUUGACCACAGUGACGUGAUCAGCCCAGGCAACCGCACUGCAUCCCUUACCAGAAGUGGAACUUUACCGAGCUACCAUCCCUUCCCCAAUCCUGCACCACUACAAGUUCCUUCUCAUUCCCCGAGUCCUAGCAGUCCAAAGAGUCCCUAUGAGAAUGUCAGUCCUUCAUACCUCACCUAUCCCAUGCCUCAGAGUCCUCGCACUCGCAUCAAGACCAUUGUGGGCAAGGAGAGGGCAGACAGGAGGGACAACUGUGAGAUCAUAGAAAACAGAAUGGCCAUAUCAGAGUUCCAAGGAGGAGCAAGUGAAUGUAAGAAAAUCAGGAGUCCCAGAACCACAAAGGAGAGUGCAAGGAACAAGGAGAACCGUAGUCCCUUCAUGCGAUCUGACCCUCUGAAUUCUCCAGAAGCCUUGUCACCACCACCAAGGCCUCCAAGGUCCCCUAGAAUAGAGAGAUCUGUGCUCGGGGACUCUCCUACCCUUAACAAAAUGAACAACAACACCAGCAGUUUAUCAAGGGAUUCUGAUGCUGCUGGUAUUCAUAUGUCAAGCUCUGUGUGUAGUGAAAUUUUGGCAAGAACUGAGGAAAGAGUGCAUACUUAUGAAAACAGCAGCUGUCAUGUCAUGGUGCAGAGUAGGCUAGGCUGUUCAAAAGACACUGUUGAUCACUCCAGAGAUCCUCAUGUGCCCACUAGUCCCAGAGAUAAGUCAGAAACAGGUGCAUCUGGAUAUGAUGCUACAGAAGAUGAGGAAAGAGGAUGCAAUAAGGUUUUAGAAGAGCACAUUAUCAAAAAUAUUCAAGACACAUUUAAUAUUGAUGAUGUGCCUGGGGAGAUAGAGCGCCUGAGGGGCAUCAAGAAUGAGACUCUUCAGUCUGUCACUGAUCUCAAACGAAGCGUCACUGAGCUAGAAAACACAGAGGAUGAGGCUCUCAGAGAGCUUGAGGUGGAGAGAGCACUACUGGAGGGAGAGCUUGCUCCGCAGAGAGAAAAAGCUGCUAUGGAAGAGGAACGUUUGGCUGCCCUGUUGCAGAAAAGUCAGGAGCUGGAGGAACGCUGCAAUCAGGAACGACAUCAUCAUCAGGAAGCCAUUGAGGCCUGUCGGUCACGACUGGAGGAAGCUGAGAGAGACUUGGACCAGUUGGAGAGCAAGAGUGAAAAUUUUACUGGCACAACAGAUGAGGAGACUGAGAUGUUGGAGACCUUAAAGGCUCAGCAUGAAGCAGUGGAAGCAGAACGCAAGUUUUUCUUUUUCUAUAUUCGGUGGAAGAAGGCGAAGAAAGUGUUUGAAGACACAGAGUUUCACCAGAUGGAGGCUGAGGCUCACCGAGAGGCGGAGAGAGAGGAGCUCAACAAGGAGAUUGCAGAAGUGAGAGAAAAGUUAACUUGUCGACAUGAAAGGAUUGCUGAGUUAGAGAAACAAAUGUCAGAGAUGACCCAUACUGUGAGGCAAGAGACAGAGAUUUUAGAAAAGGAACGUCAAGAUCUCCUAUCAAAAAUAGCAAAGGAGCGAGGGCAGCUGACAGCAGCUGAGCGCCGGCUGGGUGAACUCAUCCGCUUGGGGGUCGUGCCUUCUAACGGCCAGAGCUCCCCCACUUGUUCAUCAGACACGGAGGAGAGUGGCGGAGCUGAGCUAGUGGAGCGGCUCUCCCGCCUGCAUCUCUUAGACCGUUCUCAGGAAGACCUUGACAGAAUACAUCAGGUCACCUCAUCCACUCCUCUGGGCUGUCCAGAUGGCUCCCUCGGCCGUAAGACCUCGGCAACACUCAUGGAGAUUGAACGUAACCGGCAGCUGCUCCUGGCAAAGCAAGGAACCUUAGUCAUUGAGAAUGAGAGACGUCGGGUGGAAGAGCUGAAGCGACGUGUAGCAGAUGAGGUGAAGGCCCAGUGGGAAGAGAGGAAGGCUAAGGAGCAGAGGGAUGUGAAUUGUGCUUCUUUGAAUAGUGUUGGCUCAGAGGACUCCUCCCUAACUUCCUCUGAUCUCCACACUGAAAGAUGAGACAGCGGGAGAGUGGCGAGGUGGCGAGUGGUGGGGAGGACGGGCGGGCCCUGAGCGAUGCCUCGUCGUGCUGUGACCCCGCGGAGGCAGCUGUCAAGUACCGCGAGAGAGCCAGGACUCAGCAACGACCUUUGACAAGAUACCUGCCAGGUGCGUAGUGAGCAGCACUUUGACCUCAAGCAACACAUUGAGAGUGCUGGCCACCAGAUUGAACUCUGCCCAUUCAUCAUUGUCACAGCCACAGCCUGCCGUGGCUAUCUCCACAAACUGGGCUCAAAGUUCCGAACGUGGCAGAAGAGAUGGUUUGUGUUUGACCGAUCAAAGCGAGCACUCAUGUAUUACAGUGACAAAAA